Fomitiporia mediterranea MF3/22 is the source of this 867-nucleotide messenger RNA. RefSeq lists its product as uncharacterized. The coding region runs from base 1 to 867 and encodes 288 amino acids. The transcript has 6 exons. NCBI's taxonomy places the organism in Eukaryota, Fungi, Basidiomycota, Agaricomycetes, Hymenochaetales, Hymenochaetaceae. The record is from RefSeq and is a predicted model, not a curated record.
AUGUUCCUCAAAGCCUCCCUGUUUGCUUGGGCAUUGCAGGCUUCUGUGCUCCGAGUACGUGCAGCUAACUGCACCAUACUUUUCGAUGGAAGGAUACCUCCCUCCGUUGUACCCGCUGACUUUGACACCAGCUCAAGCGUGUACGAUGACCAGUUCGUGCGUGGACAAAAUCAAACUUGGGCAGAAAUAAUCAAAUUUCCGGACAUUAAUGCUUCUCUGUUUGAUGCAGAUGUUGGCGCAAAAGCGCUGGAGGUUACAUUGAGCGACGAUUCUAUCUUUGUUCCCGGAGGGAGUACCCCUCAGCUGGGCUUCCGCCGGUCGGAAUUACUUCCUGCCAUUAACAGUGGUACCGAUGGUGCAGGGCACGACGACCGUCCACUGGUCUGUUCGUUCAGAUACCACCAGGCCGUUGAACGUGUCACACGAAUCGUAUUCCAUGAGACCAACGACUUCUCGAUUGAUCAAUUCAUGCUGAAAACCGGGACUCUGUUUGGGGAGACGUUCAAUGAGUCCGAGGCAAAGACACUCCGGCUCCAAGGCAGCCAAACAGUUAACCCCGAGACGUUCUUUACAACACCGUUCGACGACGAUGUCUGGCAUAACUUUGCGGUGACGGUUGGCUGGACGUCCAACGACUUUACUGUAUACUAUUCAAGAGAUCUCGAUCCGCUCAGUGUCGUUAACACUACAACGAACGAUAACUCCGGUCAGGGUCAGCAGCAGUUUGGUAUCUUGAAACUACCGACAGGUGAUUCCGGCAUCGACGUAGUUCACGAAGGAUUCCAGGAGAGCGGAAUUAACGAAGGCCUCAUAUACGGAGGAAUCUUUAUUGAGAAUAGCUCCGAUGGUUGCGUGAGCCUUUCAUAG